Messenger RNA from Colossoma macropomum (tambaqui), 1884 nucleotides. RefSeq names its product proline-rich extensin-like protein EPR1. The record is from RefSeq and is a predicted model, not a curated record. NCBI's taxonomy places the organism in Eukaryota, Metazoa, Chordata, Actinopteri, Characiformes, Serrasalmidae. The coding region runs from base 1 to 1884 and encodes 627 amino acids. The transcript has 4 exons.
AUGAAUGGCUCCAAUGAGCUGAAGCUGCACUAUUCGCCUGUGGUCACAGCUUCCUGCCGCAAGUCAUCAUCUUCGGUAAAGCGGCUGCUCGCUGCGCUAAAGCUGCCUCAGCUGUGUGAAAACCAGAACCACAAACAUGCUACAUUAUACAAGUACAACUGUAGAACCCUAGAACCCAUCCCUCCCACCCUAGAGCCCAUCCCUCCCACCCUAAUCCCUCCCACCCUAAUCCCUCCCACCCUAGAGCCCAUCCCUCCCACCCUAAUCCCUCCCACCCUAAUCCCUCCCACCCUAGAGCCCAUCCCUCCCACCCUAAUCCCUCCCACCCUAGAACCCAUCCCUCCCACCGUAAUCCCUCCCACCCUAGAACCCAUCCCUCCCACCGUAAUCCCUCCCACCCUAGAACCCAUCCCUCCCACCCUAAUCCCUCCCACCCUAGAACCCAUCCCUCCCACCCUAAUCCCUCCCACCCUAAUCCCUCCCACCCUAAUCCCUCCCACCCUAAUCCCUCCCACCCUAGAACCCAUCCCUCCCACCCUAAUCCCUCCCACCCUAGAGCCCAUCCCUCCCACCCUAAUCCCUCCCACCCUAGAGCCCAUCCCUCCCACCCUAAUCCCUCCCACCCUAGAGCCCAUCCCUCCCACCCUAAUCCCUCCCACCCUAAUCCCUCCCACCCUAAUCCCUCCCACCCUAGAGCCCAUCCCUCCCACCCUAAUCCCUCCCACCCUAAUCCCUCCCACCCUAGAGCCCAUCCCUCCCACCCUAAUCCCUCCCACCCUAAUCCCUCCCACCCUAGAGCCCAUCCCUCCCACCCUAAUCCCUCCCACCCUAGAGCCCAUCCCUCCCACCCUAAUCCCUCCCACCCUAGAGCCCAUCCCUCCCACCCUAAUCCCUCCCACCCUAGAGCCCAUCCCUCCCACCCUAAUCCCUCCCACCCUAAUCCCUCCCACCCUAAAGCCCCCCACCCUAGAGCCCAUCCCUCCCACCCUAAUCCCUCCCACCCUAGAGCCCAUCCCUCCCACCCUAAUCCCUCCCACCCUAAUCCCUCCCACCCUAAAGCCCCCCACCCUAAAGCCCAUCCCUCCCACCCUAAUCCCUCCCACCCUAAUCCCUCCCACCCUAGAGCCCAUCCCUCCCACCCUAAUCCCUCCCACCCUAGAGCCCAUCCCUCCCACCCUAAUCCCUCCCACCCUAGAGCCCAUCCCUCCCACCCUAAUCCCUCCCACCCUAAUCCCUCCCACCCUAAAGCCCCCCACCCUAAAGCCCAUCCCUCCCACCCUAAUCCCUCCCACCCUAGAGCCCAUCCCUCCCACCCUAAUCCCUCCCACCCUAGAGCCCAUCCCUCCCACCCUAAUCCCUCCCACCCUAAUCCCUCCCACCCUAGAGCCCAUCCCUCCCACCCUAAUCCCUCCCACCCUAAUCCCUCCCACCCUAGAGCCCAUCCCUCCCACCCUAAUCCCUCCCACCCUAGAGCCCAUCCCUCCCACCCUAAUCCCUCCCACCCUAAUCCCUCCCACCCUAGAGCCCAUCCCUCCCACCCUAAUCCCUCCCACCCUAGAGCCCAUCCCUCCCACCCUAAUCCCUCCCACCCUAGAGCCCAGCCCUCCCACCCUAAUCCCUCCCACCCUAAUCCCUCCCACCCUAGAGCCCAGCCCUCCCACCCUAAUCCCUCCCACCCUAAUCCCUCCCACCCUAGAGCCCAGCCCUCCCACCCUAAUCCCUCCCACCCUAGAGCCCAGCCCUCCCACCCUAAUCCCUCCCACCCUAAUCCCUCCCACCCUAGAACCCAUGCCUCCCACUAAAGCUUUUCCUGUGGAUCUGGCAGAAGUAAAUAAGAUAUCUAACAGGCCCGGUGGAGGUCCACCUCCAGGAUGCCCUGACUGA